Messenger RNA from Darwinula stevensoni, 329 nucleotides. Lineage: Eukaryota; Metazoa; Arthropoda; Ostracoda; Podocopida; Darwinulidae. The record is from the annotation of a GenBank genome assembly.
UGGAGUUGAUACGUUAGGUUGGAUGAUAUUUGGAACAUCUAUUGUGACUGUGGCAUUCAGAUCAUAUGGAGCAUGGAGUGGAUAUAAAGCACUUGUCGGAGGCCCUGGGAAGUGGCAUGUCCCCUUUCAUUCCUCCCUUUGUGGAAUCCUUCUCAUCCGUGAAUGUGAAACAUGUAGCUGUCUUCAUCUCUGGUACUGGGACCAAUCUCCAGGCCCUCAUUGAUGCCGUGCAGAGCGGUGUGAUUCGGCACGCCAACAUUGUUCUGGUGGUGUCCAAUAACCCUGAUGCACUUGGGCUGAAGAGGGCAAAUGAAGCCAACAUUGAAACG